Linum tenue is the source of this 1484-nucleotide messenger RNA. Lineage: Eukaryota; Viridiplantae; Streptophyta; Magnoliopsida; Malpighiales; Linaceae. The record is from the annotation of a GenBank genome assembly.
UCAUCACUUUUUGCUCAGAAAUCUGGAGAGAGGGGGGUCGUGUCAGAUGAGCUUGGCGGGUUUACGUUUUAGUUUUUUUUUCUUCUUCCAUUGAAGUUGGUCGUGGCUUUUCUCCAACCACAUAAAACUUUCUGGGAGGCGCAACACCCAAUAAGCCCGUCAAUCACUUAGUCAUGCCGAGCAAGAGGGGCGAGGUGUGAAAAGUAGUGAGAUGGAUGCUUCCUUUUGGCAAGAGAAAUAAAAAGGCGUACUCAACCAAUCAACCGUCUUACCAAUAUCGUAUUUUCCUUUCUCUUUCGUCCCCUCUUUUUCUCUCUAGGAUCUUCCGUUUCUCUUUCUGCUUCGAAAUUCUACUCUAUUAACUUCCGAGCAGAGAUGUUAGAUUGCCCAACCUCCGCUGGAGGUCAUGCAUAUCUUGGGAAUCCUCUCUCUAACGAAGAGGAAGAUGUGGAACUGCAUAUAUAGAAUCCCGCAAUUACAGAGGAACUUCGGAGGCCGAGAUGUAGGUCGAAUCUCAGCAGAAAACCAGCAGAACCAGGUAAUUGAUGGGAGUUCUAAAGCGACGAAGGUCUGGAUGAAAGGGAUUCAAAGAGAAACCAGAUCCACAGAUGGGUGGCUUCGCUCUUCCCAUCGAGUUUGCUUGGUAAUGUUGUGGUCGAGUAUCCAACUACUGUGGGUGCUGUUGAUGGAGAUAGAAGGCUGCUGAUGUUUUCCUUUUAAUCGAACACGUCCGAGUUGGGGAGCAUAGAAAGAUUGUUGCUUCGAAGUCCACAGAGGGGAUAUUAGGUGGUAACCUAUGGAAUGAUCCCUUUCCUUUUAAUUUUCUUCUUUUUCUCUUGGCAGCAAUGAAUUAAUCUCUCCAUUUCAUUCCUAUUCCAAAAAAGGUACUCGAGCUACAUCCAUUUAUUUUUGGUGGAUGUCUUUGGCUUGAGGUAUUGAUUUUAGGAUUUAGUUAAUUGAUUUCAAGAAUCUGUGCACCUAAUUGGAAAAUAAAGUUUGAAUCUUCAGGAUAUUACCGAGGUGGCUAACAAGAAGCUUCUCAUUUCUUUUGCUUAAUCACUGAAUCCUCUGUAAGAUAUAAGGUGUUCUUUUGCAUUUAUCGGCAGUGAUACCUGCUCUGGUUCUUGUACUCUGUAGGAAUAGUGCAUAAUGCAUUAACUAGCAAGCUUUACUUGAUCCUGGUAUGACCAUGUGCUAUUGAUUUUCAAUUUUUUGCUGGCUUUUCUGCAACUGGACUUUUCUUUUAUUCUCUAUAUUUAUGCUUUUGCUAAUUGUUGUUUGCAGCAGCGAUGGGAAGUUAUAGGCCGUGGCCAUGAAUCUGUUGCAAACCCGGACCUUAUAGAGGAAUUCAUUAAGAUAAUUAGCCAUCGUCAAACGUAUUUUUAUUUACAAAUAUACUCAUGUAUGCCUUCAAUUGUUAAUUUAGGUGUUGAGUGAUAUUAUUGAAUUGUUAAUUACCUAAUGUUAUGAUCAUAUCAUGAGCU